Messenger RNA from Aspergillus niger, 1348 nucleotides. RefSeq lists its product as uncharacterized. The transcript has a single exon. NCBI's taxonomy places the organism in Eukaryota, Fungi, Ascomycota, Eurotiomycetes, Eurotiales, Aspergillaceae. The record is from RefSeq and is a predicted model, not a curated record. The annotation marks the transcript as partial.
AUGCCUGCGACACUUAGGAGGACGCUGUUGCUGGCCCUGUGGGCCGGCAGCCUGGUUUCCAGCUCCUGGGGAGCUGAUCUACCUACUACCGAUAUGGUAGCCUCUCACCCUGCUAUCACUCCUGCUCCGGUAGCAGGAGCCUGGCUGGCUGAGUCGGAUUCUGCCGCCAUUGAGCAUGAGGUGGAUGAAGACAAGCACGGCCGGCUGGUGGCCAGAAAGCACAAAAAGAAGACGAGCAAGAAGUCGAGCAAGACAAGCAAGAAGUCAAGUAAGACGAGCACAAAAUCCAAGUCUAAGACUUCUACCUUGACCAAGGACACGACUACCCACACGACGAGCACCAAAUCCAAGACUUCUACCUCGACCAAGACCUCUACCUCGACCUCGACCAAGGACACGGCUACUCACACAACAAGCACUAAAACGCCCGAGUCUCACAGUACCUCAACCUCGACCAAGGAUACAUCUACUUCCACGAGUACCAAGACACCUGAGUCACAUAGCACCUCGACCUCGACCAAGGCCACACCUACGCAUACGACCAGCACCAAGACACCCGAGGACCACAGUACCUCGACCUCGACCAAGGCCACACCUACGCAUACGACCAGCACCAAGACACCCGAGGACCACAGUACCUCGACCUCGACCAAGGCCACACCUACGCAUACGACCAGCACCAAGACACCCGAGGACCACAGUACCUCGACCUCGACCAAGGCCACACCCACGCAUACGACCAGCACCAAGACACCCGAGAACCACAGUACCUCGAGAAGUGCGACUCACGAGACCUCUGCGUCAGGAGGCCAGUUUGUGCAAACUCCCACUCCAGGGACAUCAACACGGACAGCCUCGGAGGGGUCUGCGGCAGGCACUUCUACUCAUAGCCAUACCACGAGUCCAGGGUCUUCUGCUACAGGAAGUCAUACCCAUACGUCGAGCACCGAAUCCCAUCAUUUGUCCUCCAGCGCUGCACACCACCAUACAAGCACAGGAUCUGAGCAUCCGACUUCCACUCCCGAGUCCCACUCUGCAUCGCACUCUGCAACCCACUCGGGAUCGCACUCGGGAUCGCACACGGCAUCGCACACGGCAUCGCACACGGCAUCGCACACGGCAUCGCACACGGCAUCGCACACGGCAUCGCACACCACAACCUCGAGCUCUGCACACGUAACUAGUAGCGGUGCCGCCGAGACCUCAUCACAUGCAGUGUCAUCUUCUAAGCCGGUCAUUUCUUCGGGUAUUGCGACUUCUACAAGUGCUACCCCCGUUAGCUCUGAAGCUGCUCAACCGACUGAUGAUGGUUCGGGCGACGACGGCGAUGACGGAGAGGAUACCGGAG